CGGAAUCCCCUUGGAGGAAAUGUAGACACAGACGCGCACGGGGCUCUUCGCUCGCACGCUUUUAGGAGACACGGACUUUAAUUCUUUCUGCAAUAAUAUUAACUCCUAAACAGUGAAAAUGAAGGUCUCCAGCAUUGACUGCCGGCGUCUGAAGAAAAUCAUCAGGAAGGAGUGCGGGAGCUGCCUUAUUGUGGAUUGCCGACCUUAUUUUUCAUUCACUGACUCCAAUAUCAAAGGCUCUGUCAAUGUCAAUCUGAACUCGCUGGUGGUCCGGAGAUGUCGAGGGGGCCCGGUGCCUCUGCAGUUCGUCAUCCCGGAUGAGAGAGCCCUGUACCGCCUCAGGGAGGGGAGCAUAUCGGCCAUCGUGGCCCUCGAUGACCGGACGUCCCACUGGCAAAAGCUGAAAAAGGACAGUGUAGCACAAAUAGUAAUAAACACCCUCUCGCAUGUCGCGAGCGGGACAAGCAUUUGUUUCCUGAAAGGGGGAUACCAGAGCUUCCACUCUCAAUACCCUGAACUUUGCACUGAGGUGAAAACCAUCGACCAGAGCGGAACUGAAACCGAGAAAAGAGUCAGCAGCAACAGCGAGAAGCUUUCUCACCGCAAACCAGAUUAUGAUCAGGGUAAACCUGUAGAGAUCCUGCCUUUCCUCUACCUCGGUAGUGCCUACCACGCCUCUAGACAGGACUAUCUCAGUGACCUUCACAUCACAGCCUUGCUCAACGUGUCCCGCAGAGACAUGCAGCCGGCCAAGGGCCACUAUGACUACAAGUGGAUCCCGGUGGAGGACAACCACAUGGCCGACAUCAGUUCACACUUUCAGGAGGCCAUAGAGUUUAUAGAUCAUGUAAAGCAAUCAGGAGGGAAGGUCCUGGUACACUGCGAAGCAGGCAUCUCACGCUCACCGACCAUCUGCAUGGCUUACAUCAUGAGGACGCAGCAGCUGCGGCUGGACGAAGCCUUCGACAUCAUCAAGCUGCGGCGAACGGUCGUUUCGCCGAACUUCAGCUUCAUGGGCCAACUGCUGCAGUUUGAGUCUGAAGUCUUGUCCAAUGCCCCGGUUCACGCUAGCACGCCUGAACCUGCCACUCCCUGUGUCCCAGAGUCCGCCUCAUUUUUCGCCAAUGACUUCGCCACCACCUAUAACACCAAAAACUUUGAGCCAUCCGUGUUCACCAUCCCUACCUCUUGUCUGCAGAGCCCGGUCCACCACCAGUUCAAACUGAGCCCUAUAACUGCACUGCCUUAAAAUAGACUGACUGCUUGUAGUCUUACUUGAAAAUAAAAAAAAAAAGAAAUCAAUUAUCUGUGUGCCUGGUGUUGAAACCAGCUGAGCAGAUAGACGGGAGAUCAGCAACAGAGGCAAGAAUUGCAAAGAGUAUUUACCGAAAUAAAAGGACUUGAGGCUGAUUGGAGCGAUGGCUACGGACUCUGCUUUUUCCUGUCUUCUGAACUGCAGUGAUAAAUAACAGAGCACAGUAAUAACUUGCAAUAUACAUGCCUUAGGUUGAUAUUGUGAUUUAUUUGCCUAUUACAAUUACAGUUAGGCAUUUGAACCUAAUUUAUUUGAAAAUUAUGGUCUGUUUUUUUCAAUAAUGUGGAAAUUGAGUUGUGUUUAAUAAAUGUUUUCACCACUAAAAAA
Messenger RNA from Cololabis saira (Pacific saury), 1642 nucleotides. RefSeq names its product dual specificity phosphatase 5 (gene dusp5). The coding region runs from base 119 to 1249 and encodes 376 amino acids. NCBI's taxonomy places the organism in Eukaryota, Metazoa, Chordata, Actinopteri, Beloniformes, Belonidae. Gene Ontology annotation, molecular function: MAP kinase tyrosine/serine/threonine phosphatase activity; protein tyrosine/threonine phosphatase activity. The record is from RefSeq and is a predicted model, not a curated record. The transcript is spliced from 4 exons. Gene Ontology annotation, cellular component: cytoplasm; nucleus. Gene Ontology annotation, biological process: protein dephosphorylation; negative regulation of MAPK cascade; endoderm formation.